Molecule: messenger RNA, 972 nt
Organism: Carya illinoinensis
Lineage: Eukaryota; Viridiplantae; Streptophyta; Magnoliopsida; Fagales; Juglandaceae
Product: protein FAR1-RELATED SEQUENCE 2-like
Exons: 3
Coding region: 1-972 (323 amino acids)
Molecular function (GO): zinc ion binding
Source: RefSeq, a predicted model, not a curated record
AUGCUUGCAACUCUUCUAACUCUACACCGGAAGGAUGGUGUAAUUGCAACGUACCAUGUAGAAUGUGAAGUGAAUGUUGAUGAAUUCAUGAAGGAGGUGACUCACACAGUGUACUUUAAUGAGGCCGAAUGCGAAGUGAAGUGUUCAUGUGCCUUGUUUAAGAUGAGAGGGAUAUUGUGUAGACAUGUAUUAGGCAUUAUGAAAGUUAACAAAGUCCGUUCGGUUCCUGAAAAGUACAUACUAGAUCGAUGGAGGAAAGACAUAAAAAUGACAUACACUCUUAUACGAAGUUCUUAUGACUUAGUUGAUCAGAGGCCUGAAGUUAGCAGAUAUUCACGUAUCAUCAAGAAAUGUUACGAAGUAGCCACAAAUGCAUCGUCAUGUGAUGAGCACACUGAGGAUAUGCUAGCUAAACUAGAUGCGAUGAACUUAGGCUAUCGCACCAACUUGUUGCCCUCGAAGGUUGUAGUGAUUCAUGCCGACACAACGACAGAUGUGAGUUCUAAGAAAGUACUGAGUCCUCAUGUAGUCAGAGGAAAAGGUAGACCUCCAUCUCUCAGAAAGAAAUCAAUGAUUGAGAAAGUGAAACCCACGACGAAGAAGGCUAGUCAAAAAGGAAAGCGUAAACAGUUUGAACACCCAAAGAAUGCUCGCCCCGGAUUUCGCCAGGUAUUUGAUGUUCUAAGUGAAGCAGGAAAAUCCACAGGAGGCAGAGAAGAUGCUUGGGUAAAUGAUGAAGCUUUCUUCAAAUGGAAGGAUGAUCUAAGUAAUUAUGAGGAUAAACUGAAGUUGCUAAGGGUCCAAAAGGUAUCCCGUCAAUUAACAAAUAUUGGCAACUCAAUUCUAGAUUUGCAAGCCCCACCUCAAGGUCUUGCUGCCCUUUUAAGCAAGGUAAGCCAACAAACAAAAGUCUCUUGUUUACAAAGCAUCCACGUAUACCUCAUAUGGAACCUGAGGUGGUUGUUUGAAUGA